Mycotypha africana is the source of this 1023-nucleotide messenger RNA. Its product is annotated as S-adenosyl-L-methionine-dependent methyltransferase. Bases 1 to 1023 code for a protein of 340 amino acids. Gene Ontology annotation, cellular component: mitochondrion. NCBI's taxonomy places the organism in Eukaryota, Fungi, Mucoromycota, Mucoromycetes, Mucorales, Mycotyphaceae. Gene Ontology annotation, biological process: mitochondrial respiratory chain complex I assembly. The record is from RefSeq and is a predicted model, not a curated record. The transcript has 5 exons. Gene Ontology annotation, molecular function: protein-arginine omega-N symmetric methyltransferase activity.
AUGAGGGAAGUACUUGUCAAUCCACUCAGUGGUUAUUAUAUGUUUAAUGACGUUUUUGGCAAAAAAGGUGAUUUUGUCACUUCACCCGAGAUCAGUCAAGUGUUUGGUGAGUUAUGCGGUAUUUGGUACCUGACAGAAUGGAUGAGGUUAGGACAGCCGUCGAAAACUCAAAUUAUUGAAUUUGGACCUGGACGAGGCACAUUAAUGAGUGAUAUGUUGAGAACACUGGCUCAAUUUCCUUACUUUUACAAGACAUUGACGGAUGUCCAUCUGAUUGAAGCAAGCCCGGGUCUUCGAAAGAUACAAAGGGAUCAUUUGAUUCAAGGAUCACCAUCAACAGACAAGGAGGUUGUGUGCGAUAAAGGUGCUGAUUCUUCAGAGACCAUGACGAGAGAAGAUGGUAUUCGAGUGUCGUGGCACGAUGGUAUUGAACUUGUUCCAGAUGGCUGGUCAUUGGUCAUGGCUCAUGAGUUCUUUGAUGCAUUACCUAUUCACAGCUUUGAAAAAACAGAUUCGGAUUGGCGGGAACUGUUGAUCGAUAUGGACGACAAGAUAUCACCGGAUGCCUAUAAAUUCAUGCACAUAAUAGCACAAUUUCUGGGUCGAAAUGGUGGUACGGGGUUGGCGAUUGAUUACGGACAGGAUUAUAUUCAAGGAGAUACGCUGAGAGCUAUUCGAAAACAUGCUAUUGUACAUCCCAUGUCAGAUCCUGGAAGUGCUGAUUUGAGUGCGGAUGUGGAUUUUUCGUUUUUGAAACAGGCUAUUCAACAUUAUAACAAGACAGAAGGAAAAGAAUUGACGGCUUAUGGACCGACGACUCAACAAGAGUUUUUAAAAUCUUUGGGUAUUGCAGCUCGUAUAGAACAAUUAUUCAAGAAUGCCAAGACAUCCGAGCAAAGGAAAACGUUAUUGGAUGGUGCAGAAAGACUGAUGGAUUCUAAGGCUAUGGGUAGAAUCUACAAAGUGUUGGCAUUCAGUAAUGAGCAGAUCAAUAAGACUACCAAAAAACCAGUAGGAUUUUAA